Messenger RNA from Paramecium sonneborni, 710 nucleotides. NCBI's taxonomy places the organism in Eukaryota, Ciliophora, Oligohymenophorea, Peniculida, Parameciidae. The record is from the annotation of a GenBank genome assembly.
AUGAAUAAGGUAUAAUUUCUUUAUUUAUUAAAGGCACUUAAAGGCGCUAGAUCACCAGAAUUAUUACUUACAAAACAGGGAACAGAAUUCUAAUUGAUUUCUAAACCGAUAUAAAGUGGCAGCAGUUAAUGAAGAAUUAGAAUAACAUGCUAAAAGAGUUUGAGUAAUGAAACAGAAAAUAAUAGAUGAAUGAAAAAAAAGUAAUUAUUUCAUCAAUAACAGAUUAUCAAAUUUGGUUACUUUAAUAAUUUACAGAUAAUCAAAAAGCUAUAGAAUAAAAUGAAAAGAUUCUGUAUUAAAAAGAUCUUACAAAAAAUAAUUGUUGAGAACUGAAAUUAAAACAAUAGCCUAAAGAUUAAAAUGAGUAUUUGUAUCCCUAUUGAAGUAAAUUAUAAGUUUAAUUUAAAUAAAUUAUUCUUAACUAAUAGAUUUUUUCAUAGUAAAAUGAUUUUAUAUAUUUUGGUUAAAUUGAUACAAUAUAUGAUGGAAAGCUAAAGCAUAUUAUUAAUUAUCACAUUAAUAUCAUUUAUUUUAAAUUGAAUACAAAUGUAAAAACUGCUUACAAAUAUAUUUUGGAAAAGAAAGAUGGAUUAUCAGGAUAAGCUUUUUGGAAUAAGGUGAAUUACAAAUCAAAUUUAUUGAUGGCAUUCAAAUCUAAAAGUGGAAAUUUUUUCAGUGGGUUUACCUUUUUUAAUGGCAAUCAAAUUUGA